AAACAUUACUAAUAUUGUAUUCAAUAAAAUCUAUACAAUAACACACUACACAAUAGAAAAUAUUUAUUAUUCAUCAUCAAUUUUCCAAAGUAAAUUAAGUUGUUCUGGUUUUUAAACAAAACUGAUAUACAAAAGCCAUAGCCAUGGCAUCCUGGUAUUCUGUUGGAAUUGCCGGCCUGAUGUUUCUUUUGUAUCAGUGGUUCCGGGAAGAUCCACUUAAAGAAUUGAGUGCUGGCAAGCCCAUGCUGCCUUCGGUGCUGGUGUCCAUAUGUGUUCUGGACGUGAUUGCCAACAAAGUACAGUUGCCCCAGCCACUACUAUAUACGGCAUGCUGGAUAUAUAAAUUCAUCUUCGAGAUCAUUGUAUCAAUCUUUGUGCUUUACCUCACCAUGAAUAUUGUUUGGAAUUCAUUGGAGACCCUCAUCGUCCUUACGAUGCGUAUAAUACUGUGUGGAUAUCGGCUCUUGUCGGAAGAAACCUACAAGCGCUACGAAAAGUAUUGGAUUGGCGGCAUUACACUGCCACUGUCUCUGAUCAUCUGGGUAAUCUUAUCCAGGCCCAUCUUUUGCAUGAGGGUACAUCUGAUCCGUAAUAUAGACAAUGCUAUGAAGUACUUGGAGCGAACAUUCCAGACCAAGAAGGCACCCCAAAAACGACCAAUUGCGGCUCUAAGAUAACAAAACUAAUUAAAAUAAUAUAAUGAGGUAAAGUAAUGCACGAACCAGA
Messenger RNA from Drosophila obscura, 726 nucleotides. RefSeq lists its product as uncharacterized. The coding region runs from base 144 to 677 and encodes 177 amino acids. The record is from RefSeq and is a predicted model, not a curated record. The transcript is spliced from 2 exons. Lineage: Eukaryota; Metazoa; Arthropoda; Insecta; Diptera; Drosophilidae.